AGACGUGGCUGACUGUGGAAAAUCCUUCAGGAGGGAACUCGGGAGACUGUCUGCUGCAGUGCUCCUGCUCUUAGACAAGAAGUGUCUGGAUGGCAGGGUCAAGCCGGAGUAAAAACUGUAGGAAUUUCAGCCGGGCUCCUCUCUGCCUUACAGCACCCUACAUGUUUCUUCCAAGUACUUUGCGGAGGUCUGGGCUGAUGAGCGCAGGACCCGAGAAGCCCGUUUGGGCAUUUGCUGUGCUGCUCCUUGGCGCCGCCCUACUGGCGUCAUCCCUUGGUGGGAAGAUGAUGGCUCAGACUGCUGUGGCCCAAGCAAAGACUGCACCUGCAGGACUAGGACCAUGGUGCAUUAAGGAUCUUCUAGACCUCCAGUACCUGGAUGAGCUGUUCUCCAUAGAUAACCUAGAUGUUUGGUUCUGCUCCCUUGUGGGAUCGAUCGCCGUCGGACUCAGUGGUGUCUUUCCACUUAUAGUGAUACCCAUUGAAGCUGGAACAGCUUUGAAAACUGAGGCUGGGUGUCAGAAGCUGAAGAAGCUGCUGAGUUUUGCUAUUGGUGGUCUCUUAGGCGACGUCUUUCUCCACCUCCUUCCUGAAGCCUGGGCUUACACUUCCAGGCCUGAUGGGCCCCACAGGCACUUUCGUACGCAGGGUUUGUGGUUGAUAGGGGGUCUGCUAUCCUUUCUGAUUUUGGAAAAAGUGUUCCCAGAUGAAGACAGUGACCCAGAGAGCAAAGCUACCUCCCAAAGAACUGAAUCGUGUUCAACAGAUCUGAGCAGCGAGGUCUCUGUGUCCCCACAAACAAAUGGCAUCUGCUCAAACAACAACUCAGACUCCAAGCCAAAGACUGACAUCAGCCUUUACACAGAGCCAAAGAAAAUAAAGACAAGUGGUUAUCUAAACCUUCUUGCUAACUGCAUUGAUAACUUCACACAUGGGCUGGCAGUGGCAGGAAGCUUCUUAGUAAGCCGAAAGGUCGGUUUCUUAACAACAUUCGCUAUUCUGCUUCAUGAGAUCCCUCAUGAGGUGGGAGAUUUUGCCAUUCUGCUGCGAGCAGGAUUUGACCGCUGGAAAGCUGCCCGUAUGCAGCUCUCUACAGCAUUAGGAGGAGUCCUGGGGGCAUGUUUUGCUCUUUGCUCCCAAUCACAACAUGGGGCAGAGGAUGCCACUGCCUGGAUCCUGCCCUUCACCUCAGGUGGCUUUCUCUACAUUGCGUUGGUCAAUGUGGUACCUGAUCUGCUACAGGAGACCAACCCUAGGAACUCCUUUCUACAGGUUCUGCUGUUGCUUUGUGGGAUAGCAGUCAUGGCUCUUCUCUCAGUCGUCAUGGACUAGCCACAGACGAGCACUGCUUUUAUCAAGGGAGAUUUAGAGUGCUACCUAGCAUGUUGGAGGACUUAGGGACAGUUCACUCCACUGGUUAUGCUUUAAAUAAUUUUUGUCACCCCCAAAGAUCAUGUGAGGAAAGACCUAAGAAAGAAACAGCCUCGACAAUCAGGUGUUUCAGUCUGUGUCCAUGUGUUUUUAGCCUUAUCCUUCAUACACUUCUGUGUCCGGAUUAAAACUGAACUCAUGCCUGACAGGCACCAGCUGAAAUUGAAGGCAAAUACAGGUUUUUGCAAAAGGUGCUCCAAAAUAACAGCGGUUGCAUUAGCUACUAUUUUGCAUACUCGCUCAUGUUUCUGACGUUGUUUUUUUUUUUUUUUUUUUAUGUCAAACACAUUUCCAAUGUCGGUUGGUUACAUCAAUGUGAUUUGCUUAAAUAGUAUGCAAUACUGCACAUGCAGGUUUCACAAGUCAACACUUAAUCCUUUAUUAAGAGACAAGCACAUAUGCUUACAUAAUCAGAUUUUUGAUGGUCAUCAUCAUUGUUUCUAUAAACUAAUACUGCUUCACUUUUAUAAGUCUUUCUGUUGAAGUUAAAUCUAUACAAGUUCAUUUCAUGCUUUAUUUGCUCAAGUUGAGACAUCCACACUUUGCAUAACUACAUAUUCCUAAUUGCACAUACAUCAAUGACCACACUCCUGUUGUCAAACACUUUUGAAAUACUUAACUGGCCUUAUUGUCAGGUAUUCCUCAGUCAUUUUUUAAAUUGUGAUGUCUGUCUUUUCUUACAGUAUUUAGUCUUGUUGCUGAUUGUGUCCUGAUAGCCACUACACUGCUACAUUUAGCUUUAAUUUACUGAUUUUCUGUACAGUUCAUUGUGGUCCUGGCAUUGCAAUAACACAGGUUUUGAGUGAUUUAGUCUUGAGAUUUGAUGGAUUCAUAAGCAGACACUUCAUUUACUUAACUGACUUGGUGCCAUUUCAAUCACAUUUUUCAAAAGCUUAAAUAGUUGAUAAAUGGAUUGUCUGUUUAAGAGUUUAGUAUAUGGAGUGUUACUGAAAAGUAUGUUCUGAACGUCACAUGGCAGGUCAGAACAGUCUUUGCCAGAUUGUAAAUAUUGAAAAGAGAUUAUAUAUAUUUAUUCUGUAAACAAUGCCAUGUUGAAAGAAAAAUGUUGAACCUUUUUUUUAAGUCCUCCCAGUGUUAUAUUUGAAAUAAAGAAAUGUUACAGUUUGAUUCCAAACUGUUG
This is a messenger RNA of Cyprinus carpio (common carp), 2571 nucleotides long. Its product is annotated as solute carrier family 39 member 13. The record is from RefSeq and is a predicted model, not a curated record. Gene Ontology annotation, molecular function: zinc ion transmembrane transporter activity. Gene Ontology annotation, biological process: intracellular zinc ion homeostasis; zinc ion transmembrane transport. Lineage: Eukaryota; Metazoa; Chordata; Actinopteri; Cypriniformes; Cyprinidae. Gene Ontology annotation, cellular component: membrane.